Artibeus jamaicensis (Jamaican fruit-eating bat) is the source of this 3961-nucleotide messenger RNA. Its product is annotated as rho GTPase-activating protein 29-like. The record is from RefSeq and is a predicted model, not a curated record. Lineage: Eukaryota; Metazoa; Chordata; Mammalia; Chiroptera; Phyllostomidae. Gene Ontology annotation, cellular component: cytoplasm; transcription elongation factor complex. Bases 1 to 3447 code for a protein of 1148 amino acids. Gene Ontology annotation, molecular function: GTPase activator activity. The transcript is spliced from 20 exons. Gene Ontology annotation, biological process: signal transduction; transcription elongation by RNA polymerase II; activation of GTPase activity.
AUGGCCAGAAAGCUUGCAGAUCUGUAUUUAAUUGCAUUCCAAUUAAUUGCCAGAUUUACAAGUGGUAAUACUUUUAGUCAGAUUUCCUUAAAACGAGAGGACUGCUGCGUGACCGUUCCGUCCUCUGACCGUUCCAGAGGUCGACGUCGGCAUUCUUCUGAAAAUGUUUCAAUGGAACCAGUGGACUCAUCCAAUGAAAAAGGAAAUUUUUCUCCUAUACAAGUAGACAACACGCUUUUAAAGAACACUGACCCUGUAGAACUGACUUUGUCAUAUGUUAAAACAUGGUCAAAAUAUACCAAGCACGUUGUGUCAUGGGUUGAAAUAAAGCUUAACUUUGAAUUGGAGUCCAGUAGAAAUAUUGUCAAGUUGGCAGAGGCAACUAGAACUAACUUUGGACUACAGGAGUUUAUGCCACUGCAGUCUGUAUUUACCAGUGCUCUUACUAAUGAUAUAGAGAGGGGUCACCUUCUACAACAAACAAUGGCAUCUCUCCAAGCCAACAAAUUUGUACAGCCUCUACUUGAGAGGAAAAAUGAAAUGGAAGAAAAAUGGAAAGACAUAGAAGAACUUUGGAAACAGGAACAAAAUAAAGUGCUUGAAACAGAGACUGCUCUUCAAAAGGCAAAAUUGUUAUGCACACAACAUCAAGAUGAAUAUGAAAAAGCAAAAUCUUCCAUGUUUCGUGCAGAAGUGGAGCAUCGAUCCUGGAGUGCCAGAUUAGUAAAACAUGGCAAGAAGCAGCUGGAAAAAAAGCGAAGGCUAGAAGAGGAGGCUCUUCAGAAAGUAGAGGAAGCAAAUGAAUUCUACAAAGUGUGUGUGAUAAAUGUUGAAGAAAGACGAACUGACCUAGAAAUUAUUAAAAGAGCAAUUUUAACACAACUCCAGAAACUUAUUUUCCAGUGUGAUCUUACCCUUAAAGCUGUAACAGUUAACCUCUUCCAAAUGCAACAAGUACAGGCUGAUUCCCUUGCAAAAAGUUUACAAUCUUUCUGUGAUAGAGCCAAACUCUAUGAUCCAGGCCAAGAGUAUAGUAAGUUUGUCAAGGCCACAAAUUCAACCGAAGAAGAAAAACUUGAUGGGAGUGUAACUAAACCAUCAACAAGUAGCUCCCACCCUUCUGGAUACGGACCUGCUGACUCCUUAGAGGAUGCCGUGGGCCUUCCACACAGAUCCAAUAAGAUAGAAGAGAACAGAUGCUCUACCAGUGCAGAUGUAACAGGUUCUUCUUUUGUACGGUGGUGGAUGUUUGGGAUGGUCAGUAACUCCGAGAGCACUGGCGGAAGCAGUGAGUCCAGAUGUCUGGACUUGGAAUCUAUCAGCCCAGGAGACUUUCACCAAAAACUUCCACAAACUCCAUCCAACGGAACAAUGUCUUCUGCGGACGAUCUGGAUGAAAGAGAGCCACCUUCCCCUUCAGAAGUACCCAAUUCAGUUGGGAUAUGCAAGAAAACAUUGAUGUCAAAGGCAGCUCUCACUCACAAGUUUCGCAAAUGGAGAUUCCCCUCGAAAUGUCGGAAUUGUGAAGGCAUCGUAGGAUUCCGGGGUGUUGAAUGUGAAGAGUGUCUGCUUGUUUGUCACCAGAAGUGUUUAGGAAAUUUAAUCAUUAUUUGUGGCCAUCAAGAACUUCCGGGAAAAACACACUUAUUUGGAGCAGAAUUCAUGCAGCUUGCAAGAAAAGAACUAGAUGGCAUCCCUUGUAUACUCAAAAUAUGUGUCUCAGAGAUUGAAAGUAGAGCCUUGUGUCUACAGGGUAUCUACCGUGUCUCUGGAAAUAAAAUAAAAACGAAAAAACUCUGUCGAGCUUUGGAACAUGGAAUGCACUUGGUAGACAUUUCAGAAUUUAGUUCACAUGACAUCUGUGACGUCUUGAAAUUGUAUCUUGGAAAGCUCCCAGAGCCCUUUAUCUUAUUCCGAUUGUACAAUGAAUUCAUAGACCUUGCCAAAGAGAUAGAACAUGCAAAUGAAGAACAAGAGACAAAAAAGGAUGGUCUCGAAGACAAAAAAUGGCCAAGUGCAAGUAUAGAAAUAAAUCGAAUUCUCCUAAAGAGCAAGGACCUUCUGAGACAAUUGCCAGCAUCCAAUUUUAACAGUCUUCAUUACCUCAUCAUGCAUCUUAAGCGAGUCGUUGAUCAUUCCGAUGAAAACAAGAUGAACUCCAAAAACUUGGGGGUGAUUUUUGGACCAAGCCUCAUUAGGCCAAGGCCCACAACUGCUCCUGUGACCAUCUCCUCUCUCACUGAAUACUCAAACCAAGCGCGGCUGGUAGAGUUCCUCAUUACCUACUCCCAGAAGAUCUUUGAUGGCUCUCUGCAGCCACAAGACGUAGCUAUGUGUAGUACAGGCGACGUUUCACCCCAGGUGGAUCAAGGCUGCCAUCCAAAGCCUCUACUAUCCCCAGAAGAUAGAGACCCAGAACAUUUGACGAAGUCACUCUUUUUCUCCUCAAAGGAAGAUAUGCACAGUGCAGACGGUGAGAACAAAACUCUUGAACCAGUUGCCUCGUUUGAGGAAUCGGAAGGAAAGCAGGAUGCAUCAGAAGAGUGGGAUGCGUGUCUCAUUGACAACAAAGUGCGUUUGCUUGCAGACCAAGGACUUGAGUCUGUACCAGAAAAGACGGAAGAUGUUUGUAAAAUCUCCAGGCCAUUUACUCUGAAACCUGAUAAGGAAACAAACAGUGCUGUUGAGAGGGGUACUCGAAGGGCCAAGAGUAGACCUGUAAGUUUGCCUGUGGAUAGACUGCUGCUUCUUGCAAACCCUCCUCAUGAGAGAAAUGGCAGAAAUAUGGGAAAUGUAAACUCAGACAAAUUGUGCAAGAAUCCUACCUUUGACGGAGUUAAUACCCCUACUCUUUGUUGCAAAUUUGAUGGCUUUGACCAGCAAACUCUUCAAAACCCUGGGGAGAAACAGGAUGAACCUAAUGGCCUAAAUGCAAAGAUGGCACUGAUUGUGCCCAGUGCCCUCCGGGAAGGAGGAGUGACGACGAGCAUCAGGAUCAGUGGGGACCAUGUGGUCAGUGCCACCCAGCCCAGUAAGCCGUGCCCAGAACCAGUCAGGUCAGCAAGACAGGUGUCGGAGGGACGGUCCUCUGACUCCUGCCCUGCUGCCCCUGUCAGAGCGCCCAGAACACUGCAGCCCCAGCACUGGACAACGUUUUACAAACCACAUGCUCCCACUGGUAGUGUGAGAGGGGCUGAGGAGAAACCUGUGGCAUCCUCCCCCAAAGUGCCUCCUGGCUCAGCUCACACUUGUCGGGAGCAUGUGCUGAAAUCAAUGUCAGACUCAGAAAACGCACCAGCUCCUUGUCCCUUGCAGCCCACAGGUAAACCUAAGGAGAACUGCGAGGAGCAUGACUUGCCCAAUGUGCACCCGACAUGUCAGAGACCAAGGCUUAAGCGAAUGCAACAGUUUGAGGACCUGAAAGAUGAAGCCCCACAGUUUGUGUAGGGGUGUCAGAAUUCAGCUUCUCCUCUAUAGUUGUUUUGUUUUGUGGUAUUGUGUUUGUUUUGUGAGAGAAUUUUGACAAGGCCCCUUUUGUAUAGGAUUGCCAAAGUGUGGAUUUUGCUUUUCGUCAUUGUAUGUGUUACCCUGUGUUGGGUGUACUGAACUCUAGAAUGUUGUGAUAGGGCCGCAUGUGUGUCUCACUGGAAUUAUCUGUAUUUUUGAAGUUGUGCAUAAGUAGGCAAACUGAUAUUUGUUAAAGUUUAUUUGAUUUUCUCCAUAAAGUGGUCCAUUCAAAUGCAUCCCUAAUAUAUGACGUAGUUCUCAACUAAUAGCUGCCAUUGGGGAUAAUCGUCUUUAUUUUUCUGAAAUAAAACUAUGUGCUUAUUUAUAAAAGUAAUGUUCCUGAAUGCAAGUGCCUGAAAGGUCUUUGUUUGGUAUGAUAUUUUAAAAGACAAUUUUAUAGUGUGUCUUUGACCAUUGUGCUUUUUACGGUAUGUAUGCAACCUUUUAUUUUUCA